AUGGCUCCAGAACGGAAUCAGAGGAAGAAGAAGGUUGUCAUCUCAUAUACGGCAUCAGCAGCGUCAGCAUAUAGGCCGCAAUCCGGGCCCCCCGCCGAGCCUCAAGAAAUUGCGAGAAUGGGGCGAUCUGAGCAUCAUUCCACCAACGCGUACCCUGCGACUUCGGGAAAUGAGCUCGAUCCUAUUUACCCCGCGCCCUAUAGCAACUUUCGGCACGCACUGGCAAGCGGUAGCAUGAUGACCAACUUUCUGCUAGGCCAGAUCCGGAGGGCCGCAGGCCCCUUCGGUCUGCACGUCGAUAAUCUGAGACCUGACGAGUCCUUCACGUCCAUCGUUAUAGACGCACUUGACCUCGUUUCGCUCAUCCUGAAGGGCGGGACUGGCAAGAUCGACGGCAAGACGCGCACCCAGGUCGACGUCUUUCUCAAGGACCUGAUCGCGUCGAGGCUUGUCAGAGUCCACCUGUCUCUGCUUGGGACAGCAGAAAGAGAGCACGACGCCACGAUUUACCAGGUUCUCUGGCGCGCGAGAAGCACACUUACUCACCUUUGCCUCGAGCUCAACUUCCGCGACAAAAAGGCACUGCAAGAGUACCUUUGCUCUGAGGCAGCGGCGCGCCUGGUGUCUCUGGAGCUCAAGUCGGGCAGCAAUCUGCAGACGCACGUACUCAAAGCUUUGCAGAGCGAAGGCUCGUCCAGGCUACCCAACCUACGCUAUCUCUGCCUGAACAAGCCGGUCACCCCAGCGAAGUUGAUGAAGGCGUUGCGCACGCGUGACGACCUGAAUCGUAAAGCCCACAAUCCCGCCUACCCUCCCCUUACCAUCGAGGUCGUGGACGUCCACAAGUUCAGCGACUCCGCGCUUGCGCAGGCGCAGAACAUGCAGAUCACCUUCGUCGAGUACGAUGUUGUACGCCCUACGGGUAACUAG
Messenger RNA from Schizophyllum commune H4-8, 930 nucleotides. RefSeq lists its product as uncharacterized. NCBI's taxonomy places the organism in Eukaryota, Fungi, Basidiomycota, Agaricomycetes, Agaricales, Schizophyllaceae. The coding region runs from base 1 to 930 and encodes 309 amino acids. The transcript has 3 exons. The record is from RefSeq and is a predicted model, not a curated record.